Emiliania huxleyi CCMP1516 is the source of this 540-nucleotide messenger RNA. RefSeq lists its product as hypothetical. The coding region runs from base 1 to 540 and encodes 179 amino acids. The record is from RefSeq and is a predicted model, not a curated record. The transcript has 2 exons. NCBI's taxonomy places the organism in Eukaryota, Haptophyta, Isochrysidales, Noelaerhabdaceae.
AUGCUGGGACCAUUCGCGGGUCAUUUUUGGGCUAUCUCUCGUCAAAAACGCAUCAUCAUCGCGACCGGCCACCCCUUCAACGGCGACGACUCCGUCAACGAGAAGGGCAACCAGCUCUCCAAGCGGCAGAAGACGACGAUCUUCCACGGCGGCAGCGACGCGGCCGGCAAGCGCACCCAGUCCUACGUGCGGCGGCGGGCCAUCAAGGGCGCGACCGACGAGGAGACGGGCGAGGCGGUCACCAUCGGCUACGGCGAGCGCACGUACCAGCGCGAGAACGCGCACGGCAUUGCACACCAGGCGAUGAACUUGGAGCUCAUGCGCGAGCACAUCGACGCCGAGCGGCUGAGGCGGCGCUCGGCCGCAAAGGGGCUGCGCGAGAAGGUCAAGACGGCGGCGGGGCGCGAGACGAUGCGCAUCAAGGCGGAGCUCAAGUACGCGAGCGCGGACCGAGCCGUCGAGGAGCUGCACGCCGCGUACGACGAGGCGGUUGCGGCUCGUGAAGGGGCGGUGGCGGCGGCGGGGACGGAGGGAGCGUGA